Molecule: messenger RNA, 618 nt
Organism: Serendipita indica DSM 11827
Lineage: Eukaryota; Fungi; Basidiomycota; Agaricomycetes; Sebacinales; Serendipitaceae
Source: the annotation of a GenBank genome assembly
AUGGUCGAAGCCAUCGUACGAUGCAGUGAGACGGAAUCCCAUCGUCAUGCAAGUUCCACUCGACGAGCAGUUUCGAACCCUCAUCACUGGUUCACUGCAGAACAGCAAGACCGCGUAAUUCUCGUUAUCGACGCUCUGGAUGAAUGCAAGUCUGGAUCACAACGAAAGGAACUUGUCGAGGCUCUUAUCUGCAGCUGUUCGGAGAAUGCAAAAUCUCAAGAUAUUCAUGACGAGUCGACCAGACCCCCUGUCGUCGAGGCCGUCUUGGAGUCGCUCUCGACCAAGGUCAAGUUACAGACCGCCUUCACGAUACCAAUCAUCGUGACAAUAUCGACGACAUUGCGAACUAUAUUACCGAUCACUGGUGGCAGAGACAAAAGGCAGAAGCUCGUCGAAAAGGCCAACGGGCUCUUCAUCUGGGCGAGCACCGCCUGUCGAAUGCUCAAAAAUGAGGCCAGCUUAAUCUCACCCGAGGACAUGUACGCUCGUCUGACCUCCAUGGAUCAAGUUGGAGUCAUAGACGACGUUUACAAUCUUGUCUUCGAGCGCACAGAUCCUGAAUACUACACAGUCUUGUGUACAAUGCUUGCGCUUACUGCUGCAUUCGAACCGCUCUGA